CUACUUUAGCCUAGGUAUGGACUGUGGCCAGUGGUGGUAGACCUUCAUCUUCUCCUCACAGCUACUCAACUACAACAUAGUGAGGAAUCAGGUGUUGAAGAUUAUGGUCGAACCUACUCAAGAACGAUUUGAAAGCGGUAGUGAUCAGGAUACUGAUGUCAGAAGUUAUUCAAAGCAGGACCUCGGUCCGAACGAAAGAAGCGAUGAAAGACUGGUUGCGUUUUCAGUGAGUUCCAUUUGAAAAAGGCGAAAGUCGUUCCUUUGGACAAAUGGAACGAAGAUGAAUUGCAUCAACAUCUUCGUGAAGAUUACGCUGGCAUGGAGCGUCAAAAUGCGCUGGUUUAUUCUCAAGCGGAGAUCUUUGCUGACCGUCGUGUGUGCGUGCAGCAAUGGAGCAUUGCAAACUACUUUCCGUUUUGCUGGUCAUCCAGGUUCUGCUGCUUGCUGUUGAUGGUGCACACAUGCACUACGCAAUAAAUGGCAUUAUAAAAGCUUUUGAAGGGUGUGAUCGUCCCUGCAUUGAAAUGGGUGUUUCGCGUGAAUUUUAUAGUUCUGCAAAUGCGUCAAAUGUUUGUUCAAAGAGCACGGAUGCCUCUCGUCAUUCUAGUGGCAACCUGAUUUCCAUUGCUGGUCCAAGCAGGAUCUGCGCUAACUAUUAUUUCAAUCUAGGCCGCACGUCUGGCCGUCCUAAGGCAGGAUAUUGGACUUCAGCACCAUUCGACCAUAUUAUAAAUAUUUAUGGUAAAAAAACAGGAAUGAAUCGUGUCGUGUGCGAAUUCACGAAACGUAAUUGCAAUGAAAACAGUAGGUCGGAUAUGACUAUGGGUUAUCAAGAAUCUGCCAAAUUUGUACCGAAUGUCCAGAAAUCAGCUGCAAUGAAAACUGCAGCCAGCGUCCAAGCACCAUCUGUACUGCUGUCUAGGUCAGAGGAUGUGCCAGCGGCAACAACGGGUCCCCACACUUCCCCUCCUGCCGAAACCACUGUGAAAUGUGGUACACUACCAGCCGCUUUACUGCAGCAGUCGCAAGCAUUGUCAAACAACUCCAAUAACAUCUAUCAAUGUGGACGAUCAGCUGCCGAUAUCAUUGUUCUGUUCGACGAGUCGCAAACAAACGCAGGAGAGCUCCCGGCUCGGCUGGAAAUGAUCAUAGAAAGCCUUGACACAUCUCUUAAGGAGCAUGGAAUUGGUCUUUACCCAGGAUUUGAGAAUCAUUAUUCUCUUGUAGGUUUUGGUAACAAGGCACAAGUACCACGUGUCAUUCGCAGCAAUGAUGAGUCCCGAGUGUAUGACAUCAACGGAUUUAAGGAGGCUAGUCAAAAGCUGUUGAAGUCAGAACGAAGUAGUAAAGAAGAUGGUUACCAUGCUAUUAAGUUUGCUUUGGAGAGCAUCACUGAUCCAAAAUCCAAUGAGCAGCUGCUAAGAUUGAACCAGAAAAACGUAUCAGUAACUUUUCUGCUUAUCUCGGAUGAGGACCGAUUUCCUAUCCAACCCGAUAUUACCCGCUCAAAAAUGAAGAGAAUGAUCAAGAAGAAUAAAGUCCACCUCCAAGUUAUUGUCGACAACGGGCUUGAGGGGAGUGCUGUUGGUGUUGCCAGACGUGGGGAAGAUUACCUGCUGUUCUCACCAAAUAUGGAAGCGUCAGUUCAAAAUAGAGCGGGCAUUCAAGCCAUGCUGAGAAAAGACUCCUACCGGGCAACUUACAAACACUAUACCUCACUUGCCUUGGUGCGUUCUGGAGCCAUGUGGGAUUGGAAUUACAUCUUCCAAUCCGGCCGAGUGGAGUCAUCGCACGUAGAUGCUUUUGUCAACUAUACUGUGUCGUCGGUCGAGCAUAGAGUUCAAAAGUGUUGCUCGUGUACAUGUGCCAGUGGCCAGGGGGAAACUCAUGGAGUGCUGCAUUGUGAGGCCAAGGAUGGGAGCGAGUGUAAAAGCAACAUUUGAUCAAUUGCUUAGCUGAACGUUCACUCUGUUUUAUCAUGAAAAACAAAAAUCAGCCCUCCAUCUCAUACCAGCUUUCACCAAUUCAAGCAGGCAAGUAGCGAUUUAUUCAUGUUUAUAUUUCAGUUACCUCAAUGCUAGAUAUUAUCUGCCAUUUGGGGCUUUUGUGAACUUUCAAACUCAUUUCCUGCCUCUGUUUCAUUUUUCUAUCUUCCUUCUCCUUGUCAAGUGUGGUAUUCACCCAUCAAGAAAUUUUUGGAACCCCAUUUAGUAUGGUAGCAAUGUCAGAAGUGUGGGUUGGCGGGUUGGUCACAAAUAACACUCUUAUGAUGA
Messenger RNA from Sycon ciliatum, 2273 nucleotides. RefSeq lists its product as uncharacterized. Lineage: Eukaryota; Metazoa; Porifera; Calcarea; Leucosolenida; Sycettidae. The transcript has 7 exons. The record is from RefSeq and is a predicted model, not a curated record. Bases 390 to 1943 code for a protein of 517 amino acids.